This is a messenger RNA of Symbiodinium sp. CCMP2456, 1395 nucleotides long. The record is from the annotation of a GenBank genome assembly. Lineage: Eukaryota; Dinophyceae; Suessiales; Symbiodiniaceae.
AUGACGAUGGACCUGAACAUUGCCUGCGGCGGAUCCUCCAAGCCGAUGCCGGCUGUCGGUUACGGCACCUGCUGCCGAGAAAGUACGCAGGGUCAGCCCUUGAUAACAUCGACGAAGGCGUACCUAGCAGCCGGUGGGAGGCUUAUCGACACCGCGCAAGGUUAUGGCAACCACUUGGACAUAGGAGAGGCCAUCCGCCAAAGUGCGGUUCCCAGAGACGACUUGUGGGUGACUUCUAAAGUUCGUGUGCGAGCUUGCAACACUGCAGCAGAUGUCGUAAGGGCGGUGAACAAAAGUCUGGAGCAGUUGGGCCUGGAAUAUCUUGACCUCAUGCUGCUUCACGGCGGGGACGGUUGGGGGAUAGGUCCUGAGCGGGAUGAGGCCCUUUGGCGUGGCCUGAUUGAGACGCAACAGACUGGCAAGGUACGAAGUAUCGGGGUUUCCAACCACAACCGUGAGGAAAUUGAUCGCCUCAUCUCAAGCACCGGGGUGGCUCCGGCAGUUAAUCAGCUGGAGUUUCAUCCCUGGGUCCCGGCCGAGACCCGUGAUCUGGUUCGGUGGUGCCAGGGCAAGGGAAUUGCCGUGACGGCUUACGGCUCUCUCGGUGGUUCUCAGAACAAGGCUCGGGGAGAGGCGGCGACCAAGAUUGCAGAGAAGUAUGGCAAGACCAGCGCACAGGUCCUUCUGCGAUGGGCCUUGGACCAAGGUGUGGCGGUGAUACCAGGGGCCAGCAGCGAGCAGCACAUCCGUGAAGACUUGGACCUGACAGGCUUCGAACUGACGUCCGAAGAUGCAAAGCUUCUGGAAAGCGUGGAAGCUCCGACCAACUUCACGCGAUGGCACAACUGCAAGAGCAUUGGCAUGGUUCAAAAGGCCGCGGAUGUGUUGGGGAUGGAGAGAGCUAGCCGUUGCUCUGUUGAUGCAGUGAUGUCGGCUUUGGCCAAGCUGCCCCUGCCGCGGGCCAACGUGGACUUGACAGGUCAGCUUGCGAGACUAGAUCCGGAACCAGGACUGCAAAAUGUCAGCUCUGGUGUCGACCUCCUGGCAACCGAGGACUUUCCCAUACUUUGUCGGCGACUGCGUCGUUUGCCUCUUCGACAACUGGCCGUGGCCAUGUCCCCCGCCUUCUCUGCAGCACUGACCCGUCGCCUGCCACCAGAGCAAGCAGGAUCAGCGAGCGCGCGGCUCUGGGCGGCCGUGUCCCGGCGGGUCGUCGUCAACUCUGCUCAGCUCCCGUUGUCGUCGCUGGCCUUCGCUUUGCCUCGGCUGCAGAGCCUGGGACACCUGGCCAAGGUCUCCGCUCUCAGCAAGGUGGUCCGAGGCCUGGCCAGACAGGCCCAGUCCUCCUUGCUGCCACGGCAGGACGCUUUGGCUUGGACUCCACUCUCCCCGUGA